Aricia agestis (brown argus) is the source of this 306-nucleotide messenger RNA. RefSeq names its product 40S ribosomal protein S29 (gene RpS29). Gene Ontology annotation, biological process: translation. NCBI's taxonomy places the organism in Eukaryota, Metazoa, Arthropoda, Insecta, Lepidoptera, Lycaenidae. Gene Ontology annotation, molecular function: structural constituent of ribosome; zinc ion binding. The transcript has 3 exons. Gene Ontology annotation, cellular component: cytosolic small ribosomal subunit; ribosome. The coding region runs from base 98 to 268 and encodes 56 amino acids. The record is from RefSeq and is a predicted model, not a curated record.
GACGUUUCAGAAUUUCUGUUUUCUGUUCUCUUUGGAUCUAUCAUCAUCCAUUUUGGACGUGGUUCCAAGCGUUUGGUGAAAGAAAACUGCUUUGAUCAUGGGUCACGCAAAUAUUUGGUAUUCUCACCCCCGUAAAUACGGUCAGGGAUCUCGUUCAUGCCGAGCAUGCUCCAAUCGACAUGGUCUUAUUCGCAAAUAUGGCCUAAACAUUUGCAGACAGUGCUUUAGAGAAUAUGCACAUGACAUUGGAUUUAAGAAGCUGGACUAAAUGAUCACUUUAGGCUAAUAAAAUAAAUAUUCAUAAAA